Molecule: messenger RNA, 381 nt
Organism: Aspergillus clavatus NRRL 1
Lineage: Eukaryota; Fungi; Ascomycota; Eurotiomycetes; Eurotiales; Aspergillaceae
Product: putative L-PSP endoribonuclease family protein (Hmf1)
Exons: 3
Coding region: 1-381 (126 amino acids)
Cellular component (GO): cytosol; mitochondrion
Molecular function (GO): deaminase activity
Source: RefSeq, a predicted model, not a curated record
AUGUCUGGCAUGACCCCCAUCUUCGCAAAGGACGCCUGCCCUCCCCCCCAACACCCACAGUCCCAGGCCAUCCGCGCCAACGGCCAGCUCUUCAUCUCCGGCCAGAUACCCGCCGACGCCAGCGGUAACCUCGUCGAGGGCAACAUCGGCGACAAGACCCAGGUCUGCUGCAACAACAUCAAGGCCAUCCUGGAUGCUGCCGGAUCCACCGUCUCCAAGGUCGUCAAGGUCAAUGUCUUCCUCACGGAUAUGGCCAACUUCGCUGAGAUGAACGCUACCUACGAGAAGUUCUUCACUCACAAGCCUGCCCGUAGCUGCGUUGCUGUUGCUCAGCUCCCCAAGGGCGUGCCUGUUGAGAUUGAGUGCAUUGCUCUGGAGUAA